AUGUCGAAGUCACCUACACCACUGAAUGAGGUCCCUGCCGUCGCCACCACUACUUUAAAGCGUAAAAACGAAGAUUCCGACGAAAACAACGGCAAUGACGACUUGAGCAACGACAAUCAGUCGUCGUCGACUCUUAACCAGAACAAGAGAGUUGCCUUGGACAGCGAGCAAUUGGAUUUACAAGAUCGCAAGGAAGAGAAUGAGCGUAUGGCUCCUGUUAUUACCAACAUUACUGGUGUUGCAGCGAACGAGAAUGAGCAAGAGGACGCAAAUAACGAGAAUGAUGAUGAAGAUGAUGAAGAGGAAAAGAAUGAGAACGAGAACGAGAACGAGAACGAGAACGAGAACGAGGAGAAAGCAACGGAAGAGAAGGACGUAGAAGUUGAAAAGAAUUCUAAAGUUCAAACCAGCUCUGGCUCUAAGAAAGUCUCUUUCCAAGUUGAAGAAGAAGAAGAAGAAGAAGACGACGAAGAAGAAGAAGACGAAGACGAAGGUGGUGAUGAUAACCAGGAUGAGAAAACGGAAGAAAGUCAGUCGAAGCAGCCUGAACUUAGCGUGCAACAGAUUUUGGAACAAGCGGCAUUGUUAUCUGACCUCCAACCUGCUUCUACUGCCCCUGCGCCUGUUUCUGCCUCGCCUCCUAGUCCAGCCCCCGCAGCAGUUGAAAAACCGUCUGCUCAUGCUGCUAAAUACGAAUACGAUUCUCCGCCUUCUUCGUCUAAACCUGUUUCGGACCACAAGGAAAAAGAAGACCUGGCUUCUAUUUCGAUUAGAAUGUACUGUCCCGUUAAAGAGGCUAGCACCAUAGUCGGAAGACAAGGCAACAAGAUCAACCAUCUUCGAGAGAAGGCCAAUGUCCGCAUUCAAAUCAGUGACAACAUCCGCGGUGUGCCUGAAAGAAUUGUUAAUGUCAGAGGUGCAGCAGAGAAUGUUGCUCGUGCUUUUGGGUUGAUUGUGAGGACGAUAUUGAGUGAGCCCGAGGAUGAACCGGCCAACAUGAACAGUCAACAGUACAAUUUGAAGUUGUUGAUUCCUCACCCAAUCAUUGGGUUUAUCAUUGGUAAGCAAGGGUUGAAGUUUAGAGAGAUUGAAGAGAACUCAGCUGCCAAAUUGAAGGCAGCUGAGACCACGUUGCCCUACUCCACCGAUCGUGUGUUGAGCGUGAUGGGGGUGGCUGAUGCUAUUCACAUUGCCAUUUACUACAUUUCAUUAAUCAUGAUUGAGCACAAGGAUGCGUUGAAGAAGCAAAAAGUUGUCUUGUAUAAUCCUGCAAACUACCAACCGGAACAGCCAUCGUUUGACGCUCCAAGCCACUCGAGGUACUCUGGUCACUCACCUCUGCAAUCUGCACCAAUGGGGCAACAAUAUGGAGAUGGUGGUGCCAGUGGGGUCAGCUCAAUGUUCCAAAACAGGGUGGAUCUGUUUAGACCACCACCACCACAAUCACAACUGCACCAACUGCACCAACUGCACCAGCUGCAGCAACCUCACCUGCUGUAUGAUUUUUCAAUGAUGUUUCAGCCAGCGGCUCAACCGCAACAGAACGCUUACGGCUUGCCACCUCAACAAGCACCACCUCCAGCCAUGUCGGGCAUGUCUGGUGGCAUGCAUCCUCAAGAGCAGUACACGGAUGAAUACAACAACACCUUAAUUGGAGAGGUCAUCAUUCAUCCACCCGUGCAAUCGGGAGACAAGUACAACCAGGACCUCUACGUUGCCAACUCGCUGAUUGGAUCCGUUAUCGGUAGAGGCGGGAACAACAUUAAACAUAUAAGAGAAAACAGCGGUUGUUCAUAUGUCAAGAUCGAGCCCGAUAGAGGCCAGUCGAUCAUGUUGGGAGGCAGAGGGUUGACCAAUAUUCGAAAAUUGACCCUCACUGGUAGUCUAGACUCUUUCCAGCAAGCAAUUUACUUGAUCAACCAGAGGAUCAAUCAAGACAGGGAGAGGAAUGCAAGAUGA
Messenger RNA from Lodderomyces beijingensis, 1959 nucleotides. The record is from the annotation of a GenBank genome assembly. Lineage: Eukaryota; Fungi; Ascomycota; Pichiomycetes; Serinales; Debaryomycetaceae.